Mizuhopecten yessoensis (Yesso scallop) is the source of this 6491-nucleotide messenger RNA. Its product is annotated as synaptotagmin-7-like. Gene Ontology annotation, biological process: regulation of calcium ion-dependent exocytosis; calcium-ion regulated exocytosis; cellular response to calcium ion. The transcript is spliced from 11 exons. The record is from RefSeq and is a predicted model, not a curated record. The coding region runs from base 176 to 2032 and encodes 618 amino acids. Gene Ontology annotation, molecular function: syntaxin binding; clathrin binding; calcium-dependent phospholipid binding. Lineage: Eukaryota; Metazoa; Mollusca; Bivalvia; Pectinida; Pectinidae.
CUGUGACAGAGGACACCAACCUGCACAGUGUGUGUCGUCAGUGUCGUCAGCGCGUGCACACUUGUCGGGUGGACAUUAACCACGCCCAUCACAACCCGCCAUCCUUUCUCUGACGUCACCAUGCUGUGUGACUGUUAACUUUAAAGUUUGAGGAUUUUAAUAGAGAAAUCUUGACAUGGGAAUCAGAGUACCGACGUACGAGGUUGCAGCCAUUAUCACAGCACUGGUGAGCACUGCCCUCGUGCUGUUCGUCGGUCUAUUCGUUUGCUGGAAGUAUCCGUUCUGUCGCUCCAGGACGUUCUGGGACAAACACGCAAAGAAACUCGUCAGGAAACUAUACAGUAAAUUUCACCGGGAGAGGGAAAAACCGGAUGAUACCCGAAGUCUCGUGAUGGGGCCUCUUCUUCGGAGGAGACAGUCGGAACAGACAAAGUUUGUGGUACCUCAGAUCUUUGUCGACUAUGGUAGCAGGAGGACCUCUUAUGCAUCCGACUAUGUGCGCAGGUGUUCUGCGGAAAGCGGAAGUAGUCGGAGGACAUCAUUGGCGUCUGUCGACACAGACCGGCGUGGUUCCGGAAGUAGUAUAAGCAGCAGGCGGACGUCACUAGCAUCAGACGCGGACCGCCGCGGGUCGGCGUCCAGUGUUUGUUCUAGACGUACGUCGCUGUUGUCAUCAGAAUGUCCGUCACGUCGGGGCUCUGGAAGUAGCAAGAGUGGCAUAAGUAGUCGAAAAAGUUCGGACGCCAGCAGGUUUGGUGAUACGGACGAGCUUUUAGCAGAUUUCUCUGACUCGGAAGCCAUCGAAGAGGAGUUUCUGGACGAGAUGCAACAACAGGAAGUGCGCAGGUCUAGUCUCGAGGAGGUGUCUUCCGGUAAGACUGGACAGGAAAAGGAGAAGAAGAAGCCGUACCGGCGGAGUCACUCAUUGGCGGAAAUCCGGCGGCCUACUCAUGUGUUCUUACCCGAAGGUCGGGGGCGUGGCGACAAUCGAAGGGUCACUCUGUCCUCCCUGGUGGUCAGCAGCAUGAACGCACUUGACCAUACCGUAAACCCAGUUGGACCAGCAUAUAAUCAGAGGAAAAAGUCAAAAAGUAAACCUGGGAGUAUUGGUCUGCCUGAUCGUCCGGUGGUGAUGCAUGACCUUAACUUGGAGGAGAUGAUGGUACCUAGACAGGCUCCUCAGCAACAGCCCACUGGUCGACUCAAAGUUCAGUUCCAGUUCAACGCCAACCGCACGGCACUGACAGUCAUAGUGAUCGAGGCAGAAAACCUACGUAUAGCCGACAUGCCAUGUGACACAGAGAUCAACCCGUACGUGAAAGCGUUCCUCGUCCCUGGGAGGACAUUUAAAUACCGGACGAAAACACUUCCGAAAACAAAGACCCCUGUCUUUCUUGAAAAGUUCACAAUAUCAGACCUUGUGCCAAGUGACUUAAGCGAUGAUGCUGCCAUGGAGUUUCAAAUAUACUCAUCCCAUCAUGUGUCCAGACGCCAUCUUGUAGGCGUGGCUUCGUUUCUCCUAAAAGACGUGCCCCGAUUGGACAAUGGUUUAGUGGACCUCACCAUUAUGCCACAGACGGUGUUUCGGUUACAUCAAGGAGACAUUCGGAUAUCGGGGUGCUAUCAGCCAGUGGCCGGGAAAAUUGUAUUUAAUGUCCUUGAGGCCCGGAAUCUUCCCCGAGUAUCACUGCUAGGAGCCAUUAACCCCUACGUCAAAGUGGAGAUGUAUGUUAACGGCAUGAGGGAAGCAAAGCACAAGACGAAAGUCCGGCAAAAUACACAGGAUCCUGUAUGGAACCACCCAUGUGUGUUUGAAAUUAAUCGUGAAAAUCCUAAGCUGCUAGGUCAUGUGUUUGUAUUCCAUGUAAUACACAAAGACAUGAUGAUGGGAAUACAGAAAAUAGGCCAGGUAGAGCUUGGCUGGUACAGUCACGGAGAACAACUGGAUCAUUGGUACGACAUAAUGGAACAUCCACACCGACCCACUGAUUACUGGCAUCCGGUCAUCAAGACAAGUAAAAUCAUGUCAUGACCUAUGACAUAGACAUGGAAAUACUGUCACGCGUUAUGACAUAGACACAGAAACAUAAAGUUCCCUCCCAUCCUCGUAGCAUUUUCGUGACACAGAACUAGGACUGAAAACUACAAUGAAUAUGGCUGUGAAUUACGUCAUUAGCAAUACUGGUUUUUGCAUGACGACAUUAACAUUUUUCCUUAUAUGUAUAUAUUGGUACUGGAAGUGACGUGUCGUCAGUAUUCCCGCCUGUCCCAGUAGUGUAUAUCAGAGUAUAUGGUGUGGACGCCGCUGUAUCAACUUUUACUGUGUGGAUCGCCUGUGGUAGAUCCAAAAUGUGAUAGUUACAUUCCCGAUCAUAUGUUGUAAGUAAAUAUAUUCAUCUUUCUGUAUAUACAUAUGGUUAAUCGUUAGCUGAGCCAAACGAAUGAAGUGCAAGUUAUAUAUCCAUGUGAGUUAUCAUUAUAUGUAUGUAAAAAUAUGAUAAAGCAUGUCAUAGAACGUGAUAGCCACGAAACAUGACAAGCAGAUCACUGAAACACUUUACCAGGAACAUGAACGGCGGAUAACUGUAACACAUAACAGCGAAGCAUGACAGGCGGAUCACCGUAAUAUUUCGUUACGAAACAAAUAUAACUGACAUAUAACUGUAAUACUUUACCACAAAAAAUAACUGCCAUAUCACUGUAAUACUUUACCACAAAAAAUAACUGACAUAUCACUGUCAUACUUUACCACAAAAAAUAACUGACAUAUCGAUGUGAUACUUAACCACGAAACAUAACUGACAUAUCACUGUAAUACUUUACCACAAAAAAAUAACUGACAUAUCACUGUAACACUUUACCACAAAAAUAACUGACAUAUCACUGUAAUACUUUACCACAAAAAUAGCUGACAUAUCACUGUAAUACUUUACCACAAAAAAUAACUGACAUAUCACUGUAACACUUAUCACAAAAAUAACUGACAUAUCACUGUAAUACUUUACCACAAAAAAAUAACUGACAUAUCACUGUAAUACUUUACCACGAAACAUUACUGCCAUAUCACCGUUAUAUUUCGCUACGAAACAAACAUAACUGACAUAUCACUGUAAUACUUUACAACAACAAAAAACUGACAUAUUACUGUAAUACUUUAACACAAAAAAUAACUGACAUAUCAAUGUAAUACUUUACCAGGAAACAUAACUGCCAUAUCACCGUUAUACUUUAACAAGAAACAUGACCGGUGGAUCAAUGGAUCAAUGUUAUGCUGAACAAUUGCUUUACAAUAAAACAUGACCGGCAUGUAAUGCUUCACCUUGAAACAUGACACGUGGAUCACCGUUAUACUUCGCUACGAAACAUGACUGGCAUAUCACCGUAAUACUUCACCACAAAAAAUACCUGACAUAUCACUACCACAAAAAAUACCUGACAUAUCACUGUAAUACUUUACCACGAAACAUGACUGGCAUAUCACAGUAAUACUUUGCCACGAAACAUGACUGGCAUAUCACUGUAAUACUUUACCACGAAACAUGACUGACAUAUCACUGUAAUACUUUACCACGAAACAUGACCGGCGGAUCACCGUAAUAGUUAACCGCGAAAUAACCGAUGGUCACUGUUAUACUUUACCACUAAACAUUACCGGCGGACCACUUUGAUAUGUUGUUGUGAAACAUGACCUGUUGAUAACUGUAAUAUUUUCCAGCGAAGCAGUACCGGCGAUUCACUGUAAAACUUUGAAAUAAGACGGCGGAUAACUGUUAUAAUUUCCCGUGAAACAUUACCGAGACGAAAGAAUGAUGUAAUAUUGUUUUUUGAAUCAUGGACAUGAAAGUGGGGGAGAUGCGUUAAUAUAGCUCUAAAAAAUCCAGGUAGCUGAUACCGUGUACAUUGACUAGAAAAUAUCUAAGGUUUGAACUGGUUACAGCUGCCAAGCAUGGUCAAUUUGACUGAAGAUGAUAAUAAAUAGUGAAGCAUUUUAUCUCUUAAUUUUUCAGAAAACGCUCAUAUGAAAUGAGAAUGUAAUUCAAUAGAAUAACACGGACAUCAUCAUGGUCAAAGUGCUAUCAAAGUGAAGAAUGUUUUUAUGUCCUUUUUUCAAACAAUGCAUACAUAUAUUAAGUUUGUCUACUUACGGAAAAGGGCGGCCGGAUUUCGUUGAUAUAUAUUCUUGAAAAAAAUGUAUAAUUACUAAUAGACGAGGGAAUUCCUUCUCCUGUCUGACCAUACGUUUUAUACUGUUUAUGUUUGCGUCAUUCUGAUAUCACAUGCGCAUGACACACCAUUUCAUUGUAAACAAAAUUGGCCUGCGGUAGUGUUGUCAGUGAGUGAAAACUGUUAUUGCCUCAGGAACGGAGUGAAGAGUUGCCAAAUGGUCAAGCUAUGCUGCAAAGAUUACGUUAAGGAAGCAUUGUUGAAGAUGGAAGGUAUUAGAACGUGCCCUAGCAAUCGAAACGCUACACAUAUUCUUCAGAAUAGCUGGUAGUAAGUUGAAUAAAGCUGACGUGGUCUCGAGCGCAUUGUAGAUUAUGUUUUGAAUAUUUCAAAGCAUUUACAUGGCUAACUUAUGUUUGUCUUUGGAACACGAAUGGUGUCAUUUUGUUAUGUUAAUGGGCAUGCAUCAGUUGAAUUCACAAUGUAUUUCCAUAUAUUUGAUGAGAAGGGAAGAGAUAAGUAAGCUUCUGGUUUCUGGUUUGUUAGAUUUUGCGAUGUGGCUCUCUGGGUGUUAAAUACCUACAGUUCGUUAUAAACCAAUAUCGCAACAAUAAAAUUGAGGGUGAUAUAUAGUAUAUUAUAUAUAGAGAGAGAAGGUAUUGGACAUGAACAAUCAUUACGAUCAUGACGCCGUACCCAUGGUGAUGCCGUCGUUAUUAGUAUUAUAUUUUCCUUGUCAUGUUUUGAUAUUUAGACACAAUAAAGACACAACCACGACAGUUAGCAAUUGUAAAAGUUUAAGUGAUAUCAUGUGUGUCGUGAACAUAUCCUUAUGAUGACUCUAAAGAAACGUUCCUCAUGAUGUAUGACCAAGUGUGAUAUCUUACAAGUUUGUCGUGAAACAGAACCAGGCGAAAACUCGAAAGCUCUGUCGAAAUAAUUCUCAUACUAGACUACCAGCGUUGUCUCGUUGCAAGGACAGAUCGUAGACGGUAUAUAGGGACCAGUCACCGGAUGGUCUGCCAUGCGGUGUAACGUACCAGCAAUUGUUGAUGUCGUGUAGCAUUUAACCGUUCUUGGCUGGGUCGCUAUCGGUGACAGAUCGGUGGUCAGCUGAUUCUGGCAGGUCUGUUUCCAUGUCCGGCGCGUUAAUUAUCUGGACAUCAAGUCCUGACACGCGUGACAGGAUAUAUCGCUGUUCUCGGCACAACGGCUGGACAUCGGAGUAGUUGUGGUGUGAUAUAGUACCGUAUGUGAGAAAUGUUCGGCUGUUCGCGUGUGAAAUGACAAUUACUGAUCUCAAAUAAUAAAUGAUAUGCCAGUAAUUACAUAGAGUAUUUGCUGAAACUGUUUGUUCUGUACAUUUCUUAUAUAAGGCCGUCAUUUAAUUAUUUAAGAAGUGUUGUUUCUCUUAGUACUGACUCCGUCGUGUAAGUGAUGUGUAUGGAUUGUUUUCCUUCAGAAUUGGUAUCAAACAGGCUUUCAAAUUCGCUUUUCCAUUAGUAAACAAACCCAAUAUCAUUAUACACUUUUAAAGAUAUUAGGUUUUGUCAAAAGAUUGCAGGAUGUAAUUAUUUCACAUCAAACAUUGUUUCACUAGUAUUGAUUAAGCGUAAUUAAAUUUGUAAUUUGUUCAUAAAUAUGAAUGCGGAUUAGCUUUGAGUACACAAGUAUUAUCACGGAAAAUAAAUCGGGAGAUUUUAAUUCAAGAAAAAAUAACUGUACUGUAAUAAAGUUUAGAAUAUUUUUAUUGAAGUAAAAAACUUUUUUAGAAUUGACCUAAUUAAGUAGUGAAAUAUUCAUGAAUGAUAAUCAACUUUUUAAAAACAAGUCCGUUUUAUAUGAACACUGUCCUUUAUAAUUAAUUUCCCAUUGGUAUUCAACCCGUUACGUAAAGUUGUGAAAUUGAAGUAUUAUUGUGUGACUUGAAUUUUGAGUCAGACGCAAUGGAUGUGAGGGGAAUUUGAAUAUACAAUGUUUAUUAGAAUUUGUGUUACUGAAUGUAUUAAUAACGUUUAGAAAGGAUUUGUGUGUGAAAGAUUGAACGUAAAUACAGAGAGAAUAAUUAAAUAAUGUACAUAUUGCAUGAAUGGAUUGUGUUUGUUGAUUUAAUAGUUAAAGAUUGCAUACAUGUUUGAAAUGGAUAAUUAUUAUUUUAUGAUUAUACAUAAAUGCUCAUUUGUAUAUCUGGCACAAGGAAUGACCACAACGUUGACGAAAGAUAUCUCUAUUUUUCAAAUCUGUAAUAUAUUUAUUAAUAAAUGAGAUUGCAUAAUCUGUUAUUUACAUGUAAAUGUGACUUUAGGAUGGAAAUAGAUUGUAUAAAA